AUGACCACCUAUCGGCCCAUCCCCAGUGAUGGUGUGGACCUGGCAGCCGGCUGUGGGGCCAGGGCGGCCGAUGUCCUGCCGGGGCCGCACACCGGGGACUACGCUCCCUUGGGGUUCUGGGUGCAAAACGGCAGCGUGCCCCAGCCUGUGGGCGAGAGCACGGUCAGCGCCGCCACCCGCCCCAGCCCCACCACCCCCGCCAUGCCCAAGAUGGGCGUGCGCGCCCGGGUGGCCGACUGGCCGCCCAAGCGGGAGGCCCUGAGAGAACAGAACAACCCCAGCCCCUGCCUGGACGCAGAUGGCACGAAGGCCACGAAGGCGGCCCAUGCCAUGAGGAGCGUACAACAGAACGGACAGCCCCCCGCCGGUACCCCUACCCCGGCUUCCUCAGGGUCCAAAGCCUUGCACCGACUCGCCAGGAGGCGGUCUAAGGAUGUGGAGUUCCAGGAUGGGUGGCCGCGGUCCCCCGGCCGGGCCUUCCUCCCGCUGCGGAACCGCAGCAGCAGCGAGAUCACCCUCAGCGAGUGCGACGUGGAGGACACGGCGGAGCCCCGGGCGGCCCGCCACACGGGGGCGCUGCCGCUCUUCCGCGAGUACGGAAGCACGUCCUCCAUCGACGUGCAGGGCGUGCCCGAGCAGAGCUUCUUCGACAUCCUCAACGAGUUCCGCAGCGAGCAGCCCGAGGCCCGGGGCACGCCGAGCCUCACCGAGCUCCUGCGGGCCGAUCCCGGUCCCCACGUCUCGGGGGGCGGCGGCGGCGCAGCCAAGGGGGAGGCCCGGAACGGGCAGCCCGCCAAGGACAGCCUGCUGCCGCUGCAGCCCCUGAAGGAGAAGGAGAAGUCCCGUAAGAAGCCCGCUCGAGGCCUGGGCGGCGGGGACCAGGUGGACUCGUCCAUUUUCCGGAAGCUGCGGAGCAGCAGAGCCGACGGCGAAGCGGCCCGGUGCUCCGGGGAGGCCGAGGACGGCCGGAGCCCCCCGGAGGCCAGCCGGCCGUGGGUCUGCCAGAAGAGCUUCGCCCACUUCGACGUGCAGAGCAUGCUGUUCGACCUCAACGAGGCGGCAGCCAACCGGGCGUCCACGGCCCAGCGGCGGAACACGACCACCGGGGCCUCGGCCGCCUCGGCCAUGGCGUCCCUGACGGCGUCGCGGGCCCACAGCCUCGGCGGCCUGGACCCCGCCUUCACCAGCACGGAGGACCUGAACUGCAAGGAGAACCUGGAGCAAGACCUGGGCGACGACACCAGCAACGACCUGCUGCUCAGCUGCCCGCACUUCCGCAAUGAGAUCGGCGGCGAGUGCGAGCGCAACGUGAGCUUCUCGCGGGCGGCCGCCGGCUCCCCAGGCGGAGGCGGGGGCGGCGGCGAGGUCCGCCCGCCGGAGCCCACCCUGAGCGCCUACCGCACCAACGCCAGCAUUUCAGUGCUGGAGGUGCCCAAGGAGCAGCAGAGGACGCAGAGUCGCCCUCGGCAGUACAGCAUCGAGCACGCGGACCUGGGCGCCCGCUAUUACCAGGACUACUUCGUGGGCAAAGAGCACGCCAAUUACUUUGGGGUGGACGAGAAGCUGGGGCCAGUGGCCGUGAGCAUCAAGCGAGAGAAGCUGGAGGACCACAAGGACCACGGGCCUCAGUACCAGUACAGGAUCAUCUUCCGGACCCGAGAGCUCACCACCUUGAGGGGCUCCAUCCUGGAGGACGCCACACCCACCGCCAUGAAGCAUGGCACCGGGCGGGGCCUGCCCCUGCGGGACGCCCUGGAGUAUGUCAUCCCUGAACUCAACAUCCACUGCCUGCGCCUGGCUCUCAACACUCCCAAGGUGACGGAGCAGCUGCUGAAGCUCGACGAGCAAGGGCUCUGCCGGAAGCACAAAGUGGGCAUCCUCUACUGCAAGGCCGGCCAGAGCUCGGAGGAGGAGAUGUACAACAACGAGGAAGCUGGCCCGGCCUUUGAAGAGUUCCUCUCGCUCAUCGGGGAGAAGGUCUGCCUGAAGGGCUUCACCAAGUACGCCGCCCAGCUGGACGUCAAGACCGACUCCACAGGAACCCACUCCCUCUACACGACGUACCAGGACUACGAGAUCAUGUUCCACGUCUCCACCCUGCUCCCGUACACCCCCAACAACAGGCAGCAGCUGCUGAGGAAGAGGCACAUAGGCAACGACAUCGUGACCAUCAUCUUCCAGGAGCCCGGGGCGCUGCCGUUCACCCCCAAGAACAUCCGCUCCCACUUUCAGCACGUCUUCAUCAUUGUCCGGGCCCACAACCCCUGCACUGAUAACGUCUGCUACAGUAUGGCAGUGACCCGAUCCAAAGACGCUCCUCCUUUCGGCCCCCCGAUCCCCAGCGGAACCACAUUCCGAAAAUCUGACGUCUUCAGAGACUUCUUGCUGGCCAAGGUGAUUAAUGCCGAGAACGCUGCGCACAAGUCUGACAAGUUCCACACCAUGGCCACCAGGACCCGCCAGGAGUACCUCAAGGACCUGGCGGAAAACUGUGUCUCCAACACACCCAUUGACUCCACCGGCAAGUUCAACCUCAUCUCCCUGACCUCGAAGAAGAAGGAGAAGACAAAAGCCCGGGCAGGCGCCGAGCAGCACAGUGCCGGGGCCAUCGCCUGGAGGGUGGCGGCUGAGGACUAUGCGCAGGGUGUAGAGAUAGACUGCAUUUUGGGAAUUUCCAACGAGUUUGUGGUGCUCUUAGACCUACGCACUAAGGAAGUGGUGUUCAACUGCUACUGCGGGGAUGUCAUCGGCUGGACCCCAGACUCCUCGACAAUCAAAAUCUUCUACGGGCGAGGGGACCACAUCUUCCUCAAGGCCUCUGAGGGUUCUGUGGAGGACAUAAGAGAAAUUGUCCAGAGACUGAAGGUGAUGACCAAUGGCUGGGAGACUGUGGACAUGACCCUGCGGCGGAACGGGCUGGGGCAGCUGGGCUUCCACGUGAAGUACGACGGGACCGUGGCCGAGGUGGAGGAUUAUGGGUUUGCCUGGCAGGCCGGCCUGCGGCAAGGCAGCCGGCUGGUGGAGAUCUGCAAGGUGGCCGUGGUCACACUGACCCACGACCAGAUGAUCGACCUGCUACGCACCUCCGUCACCGUCAAGGUGGUCAUCAUCCCGCCUUUCGACGACGGCACACCCCGGAGGGGGUGGCCGGAAACAUAUGAUAUGAAUACCUCGGAGCCCAAGACCGAGCCGGAGGGCCUGGCCCCGGGGGGCAGGCCCCCCUACCGCAGCAAUGCUCCCUGGCAGUGGAGUGGGCCCGCGUCCCACAACUCUCUCCCCGCCUCCAAGUGGGCCGCCCCCGCCACCCCCGGACACGCCCAGUCCCUGAGCCGGCCCCCGAAGCAGACCCCCAUGGUCCCCUUCCGGGAGUCCCAGCCCCUGCACAGCAAGAGGCCUGUCAGCUUCCCUGAAACCCCUUACACAGCGUCACCAGCAGGGGUCGACAAAGUCCCUCCCUACCGACAGCCUUCUGGGAGCUUCUCCACCCCGGGCUCAGCCACCUACGCGAGAUACAAGCCAUCCCCAGAAAGGUACACAGCUGCCCCACACCAGCUGCUGUCUUUCGAGCCGCACUUCAGCCACGACGGGACAUCCAGCGGCGACUCCUCGUCAGGCGGCCUGACCAGCCAGGAGAGCACCAUGGAGCGUCAGAAGCCAGAGCCUUUGUGGCAUGUGCCCGCCCAGGCCCGGCUCUCAGCCAUGGCUGGAAGCAACGGGAGCAAGCACGCCUCCAGGCAGGACGCAGCAGGCAAAGAUUCCCCCAACAGGCAUUCCAAGGGGGAGCCCCAGUACUCCAGUCAUUCCAGCAGCAAUACCCUCUCCAGCAACGCUUCCAGCAGCCACAGCGAUGACCGUUGGUUUGACCCCCUGGACCCCCUGGAACCAGAGCAAGACCCUCUCUCCAAGGGUGGCUCUAGCGACAGUGGCAUCGACACUACCCUCUACACCUCCAGCCCCAGCUGCAUGUCCCUGGCCAAAACACCUCGACCGGCCAAGCUGCACAAGCCCCCGGGAAGCAUGGGCCUCUGCGGGGGUGGGCGCGAGGCCACCGGGCGGUCUCACCAUGCAGACCGGCGGCGGGAGGUCUCGCCCGCCCCAGGCAUCACUGGACAGAACAAGGGCUACCGACCGAAGCUGUACUCCUCAGGCUCCAGCACCCCGACCGGCCUGGCCGGGGGCAGCCGCGACCCAUCCAGGCAGUCCAGCGACAUGAGCUCACGGGCCGGCUACCCCGCUCAGGUUCACAAGACAGCCAGCACCGAGAGCCCACGGCCCUCACAGCUGGCUCAGCCCAGCGCCUUCCAGCUCUCCACCUCUGUCCCCAAGUCCUUCUUCUCCAAGCAGCCCGUGCGCAACAAGCACCCCACGGGGUGGAAGAGGACAGACGAGCCCCCGCCACGGCCACUCCCCUUCACUGACCCAAAGAAGCAGGUGGACAGCAGCACAAAAAACGUCUUCGGGCAGCCCCGGUUGAGGGCCUCGCUCCGAGACCUCCGCUCCCCACGGAAGAACUACAAGUCCACCAUCGAAGAUGACCUGAAGAAGCUCAUCAUCAUGGACAACCUGGCGCCUGAGCAGGAGAGAGAAACCGGCCAGUCGCCACAGAAGAGCCUGCAGCGGACGCUGUCAGAUGAGAGUCUGUGCAGUGGGCGUCGGGAGCCCAGCUUCGCCAACCCUGCCGGCCUGGAGCCGGGCCUGCCCAGCGACGUGCUCUUCACCAGCACCUGCGCCUUCCCCUCCAGCACGCUGCCCACCCGCCGCCAACACCAGCACCCCCACCCGCCUGGCGGCCCUGGCCCCAUCCCCACCACCGCCGGCAACAGCUUCCCCGAGAAGAAAUCCACCAUCUCAGCCUCCGAGCUCUCACUGGCCGACGGGCGGGACCGGCCCCUGCGGCGUCUGGACCCAGGAAUGAUGCCACUCCCCGACACGGCUGCUGGCCUCGAGUGGUCCAGCCUGGUGAACGCAGCCAAGGCCUAUGAAGUGCAAAGAGCCGUGUCGCUCUUCUCUCUCAACGACCCAGCUCUGAGCCCGGACGUCCCGCCUGCACACAGCCCUGUCCACAGUCACCUGAGCCUGGAAAGGGGGCCCCCGACCCCCAGGACCACCCCAACCAUGAGCGAGGAGCCGCCCCUGGAUCUGACAGGCAAGGUGUACCAGCUGGAGGUGAUGCUGAAACAGCUGCACACGGACCUCCAGAAGGAGAAGCAGGACAAGGCGGUGCUGCAGUCAGAGGUGGCCAGCCUGAGGCAGAACAACCAGCGGCUGCAGGAGGAGUCGCAGGCCGCCAGCGAGCAGCUGCGAAAGUUUGCGGAGAUCUUCUGCAGGGAAAAGAAGGAACUCUGA
Messenger RNA from Rangifer tarandus platyrhynchus (Svalbard reindeer), 5346 nucleotides. Lineage: Eukaryota; Metazoa; Chordata; Mammalia; Artiodactyla; Cervidae. The record is from the annotation of a GenBank genome assembly.